This is a messenger RNA of Porites lobata, 987 nucleotides long. The record is from the annotation of a GenBank genome assembly. NCBI's taxonomy places the organism in Eukaryota, Metazoa, Cnidaria, Anthozoa, Scleractinia, Poritidae.
AUGAACUGCACCUCUAAACGUUGGCAUCAAAAUAGUCGUGGUUUGAAGACGACGAAAUUUGUUGUCUUGAUAACUUUCCAUUUAAUUGUGGCCGUCGCAGCCCUUUUCGGCAACUACCUCAUGCUCCGAGCGUUUCACAAAUUUCAAAAUCUUCGAACUGCGUCAAAUGUAAUCUUGGCGAGUUUGUCCAUUGCUGAUGGAUUGCUUGGGAUUCCAUCCAUCCUAGAUAUCAUACACUUGAAUCUAUCCGUUGGAGCUGAGCAUAGGUCUGGUAUUCUGAGAAAUAUAAGUGCGAGUUCCACCUUCCUUCUCAUGUCAGUUAUCAUUCUUCACCUCGCCUUAAUCAGUUUGGAACGGUCCAUCGCCGUGAGGUUUGCCUUAAGAUACCACAUUAUAGUAACCAACCGCCGAGCACUGAUCGUUUCUAUCGCCAUGUGGCUGUGGGCUGUGGUCGUUAUCAUUGUUUUCCCAAAGGUCCUUAAAGCCUCCAGCGACGAUUUCGAACAGCUUCGCCAGGCGAUGAAUCCAUACAGUGAAACCCGCAAAGAACCCCCAAAUGACGGCCCUCCUCCAUUAACCCAGGGAUACCUCGUAUUCCAAAUGAUAACACUGUUGGUUAUCCCCUUGUUUAUCAUUCUUUGCUCCUACUCCUAUAUCUUCAUCGUGUCCAACAGGCACAGGAAGCAGAUUAGAGAGCAAGCUGACAUCUCAGGAUUACAGCAACGAAUCAAGCAUGAAAUGAAAGGUGCCCGCACUCUCGCCGUGGUGAUAGCAGUGUGUCUUCUGAGUAUCAUACCGUUGUUGGUUGUGACAUGCCUUCGCUUUUUUGGGAAGCUGUCAGAGUGUGGCCAUCCAAAACGGAAGCAUUAUAAGUUUAUCUUUUACAGUGUGGCAGUUGGCUUGAACGCCAUCUGCAAUCCUCUUAUUUACGGAUGGAAAAAUAGAGAAUUCAGAAGAGCUUUUGUUAAAGUGCUGAAGUGUGCUUAG